Messenger RNA from Coturnix japonica (Japanese quail), 1785 nucleotides. The record is from RefSeq and is a predicted model, not a curated record. NCBI's taxonomy places the organism in Eukaryota, Metazoa, Chordata, Aves, Galliformes, Phasianidae.
AUGGGCGACAGUCCGAUCACCAACCUACGGAGCCGAGCAUCACCCUGUGGGGAUGAGCGCCACACCACCGCAGCGCGAAGCUUAUGGGGCCGAACAAACCCGGCCCAGCAAUCGCCCUAUGGGCCGGACCCCCCAACCGGCGGCCCCAUCCCCGCCCCCCAGAAGCCCCGGCGGCCCCAGCCCGGUGACCCCCGCCGCCCGGUUCGCUCCUUCUCGUCCCCGCGUGUCCGUGACUGUGACUCGCUGCUUUUGGGGCCGGACGAGUCGCUUCUCUACGUGGGCGCCCGUGACGCGGUGCUGGCGCUCAACGUCUCCGACCCCAACGAGCCGCGACUCGUCGCCACGGUGCCGUGGGGACCCACGGAGGAGAAGAAGAGGGAGUGCAGCCUGAAGAGGAAGAGCCCCGAGACCGAGUGUUUCAACUUCAUCCGCGUCCUCGUGGCUCUGAACCGCAGCCACCUCUACGCGUGCGGGACCAACGCCUUCAGCCCCGCCUGCACCCACAUCCUCCUGGAGAACUUCACGCUGCCGCGGGCCGCCGUGGGGCAGCGCGAUGGGAAGGGCCAGAGCCCCUUCGACCCCCGGCACUCACACACCGCGCUGCUGGACGGCGGGGAGCUCUACGCGGCCACGGCCAACAACUUCCACGGCACCGAACCCGUCAUCUCCAGAUCGUUGGGAGCACGAACAGCCCUCAAAACUGACGCGUUCCUGCGCUGGUUGUGCUCCGCGGGCUCCUCCUCGGACCAGCUGCUGUCGUUCAUGAAGGACCAUUUCCUGAUGGAGUCUCGCGUGGUUCCGACCCACGGGCGCCCCCUGUUGCUCAGCGCCGCGUCCUACACGCACAUCGCCGUGCACCAAACGCGCGGCGCCGCCGGGACCGAGCACCGGGUGCUGCUCAUGGCCACGGACACGGGGUUCCUGCACAAGGCGGUGGAGGUGGGGGAGGGGCGCGCCCACAUCGUGGAGAGCGUCCAAAUGUUUGAGGAACCGCAGAGAGUCAGCAGCGUCCUAUUGUCUGCCAGCAAGGACGUGCUGUACGUGGGUCACGCUGGCGGCGUGUUGGUGCUGCCAUUGUCCAACUGCAGCCAGCACCGCAGCUGCACCGAGUGCGUCCUGGCCCGGGACCCACAUUGUGGCUGGAGCAGCAGCCGCAGCAACUGCGAGAGGGUGGGGGCGGCCCCGGGGGAUGGCCCGUGGCUGCAGGACGUGGAGCGCGGCGACGCCGGGAGCUGCUACCGGGGGAGGAGCCGGGGGGCGGAAACGGGGCCGGAGGAACUGACCCUCACCCCGCCCGUUCACUCCCUGCUCCGCCUGCCGUGCCCGCCGCGCUCCGCCUGGGCCUCGUACAGCUGGGAGCAGCCGGUUGGGGCUCGGGGGGUCACGGAGCAGCUCCCGGACCUGACGCUGCUGGUGGCGGCGCAGCCCCGAACCGCCGGCACUUACACGUGCUGGGCCACCGAGAACGGCGCCCGCUGGGCCGUGGUUCGGUACCGGCUGCAGGAGCCGCACGAGGCGCCCGAGCGGGGCGGGUGCGGGAUGUUGGACGGGGCCGCAACGAGCGGCUCGUACCGGGCGCGGUUCGUGGCCGUGACGGCGCUGCUGGCGCUGACGCUGGUGGCCGCGGCCGGGCUGGGUUUAGUGGCCUAUAGAGCCCGCAGCAAAGUGAGGGGCUGCCCCGGGGGGGGCGGGGAGAAAAAGCCCCUCAAUGGGGGCGGGGAGCGGGGCUGCUGCCUGCAGAUGGACGGUAACGGGAGGGAGCGGGGGGACGGCGGGGAGCGGUGA